Messenger RNA from Babesia ovata, 1194 nucleotides. RefSeq lists its product as uncharacterized. The transcript has a single exon. The record is from RefSeq and is a predicted model, not a curated record. Lineage: Eukaryota; Apicomplexa; Aconoidasida; Piroplasmida; Babesiidae. Bases 1 to 1194 code for a protein of 397 amino acids.
AUGGGUGUGCCGUCGGUGCACCGUGACGAGAAGCCAGUGGGAUUUCGACUGCUUGCAGCAAACUGGAAGCGCUUUUUUCUCCGUAGAUCAAAGUCGUGUUUCGUAGAGGACUUGGAUUAUCCAUACCGGGAGGUGGAGGGCAUACCCAUUCUGACAGCUGCAGACGAAGAAAUCAUUGGUGAAGUAAACAAUUCCGAACAUCAGGGUACUGCUAUUCCCCCAAACACAGAUGUGGAAAGUAGUGCUGAUGGUGAUUGCGAUCUUGGUGUGGAUGUCAAGGCUCUGAACGAAACGUUGCCGGAAGAGGGAACGGAACAUAUUGAACUGGCCGAGUUCUCGAAAGCCAACAAAAUCACUACAGAUGAGGAAACGAGCUUCGACGAAGAUGGUACGUUAGCUGGCGGUGAAGACAAUGCGGACAAGCAUCUACCCCCGUCUGCGGAGAUAAAAGGUGAAGAAGAUGCUCCGCCUGAGGAUUACUUGGUUGAAGAAGUAUCAUCAGAAAGUAUUGAUUAUUCAUGCACAGAUGAUGGUAUGACAGAGGUGACUUACCUCAGUGACGAUACGAGCGGUGAUGACAAUGCCGAUGAUGAAGACGAAGGUAGUGAUUCGGUAGUGUCUUCGGCAUCAUCGUCGAUUAGAUUCGGACAGCUGCGGAAAAUCAAAAGACGAGUUGACCCAGCUCUGCAGUCGAAGGGUUGUUUCGGGUUGUCUUUUAUCAUCGUGCUCAGCAAACUAUUUUUGCAACUACAGCGUCGUCCCACGCGCCAGAUGCGGAGAAUAAUGAGACAAGAAAUGAUGUUGCCCAUCUCGCCAGAUGGCCUUCUGAAUUUCGCCUCCUCAGUUGAUCGUACUGAACAGUACGAGGGAGGUCGUGGUGAAUGCAGAGCCAGGAGAAAACAUCUUUAUUCGAAGCAUCGGAGACAAUUAGAUGCCUCCGUUGGUACAGGACAUUCGGAUAUUGCGCGACAGACAUCAAGUUGCAUACCUAACGUUGAUAGCGAUGAUGUCGAAAACAACGAGAUGAUCGCGUUGAUGCUACACAAGAACGAUCAGCUGAAGUGUGCUUUGGUACUUUGCCGCAGGAAGAUAAAAUUGUUGAAGCGCCAGGUCAGACACAACAGCGCCGUGCGGCUUGCAUACAAUAUGCCUAGGAAGAGAAUCAUAGACGAUUUGGAUGAGUCCUCCUGUUGA